AUGUUGGGGAAUCACACUAGUGCCACUGAAUUUUAUCUCGUUGGUUUCCCUGGCUCUGAGAAACUACGCCGUGCCCUUUUCUCUACCUUCUGCUUCUUCUACUUAGUGUCUCUAGUGGGGAACGCAGUCAUCAUUGUAAUCGUCUGUGUCGAUAAACGUCUGCAGUCCCCCAUGUAUUUCUUCCUUGUUCACCUCUCCAUCCUGGAGAUCCUGCUCACAACCGUUAUUGUUCCUGUGAUGCUUUGGGGGUUGCUGCUCCCUGGGAUGCAGGCAGUAUCUCUGGCUGGAUGUGUUGCACAACUCUUUCUGCAACUUGCCCUGGGGACCACGGAGUUUUCAUUGCUUGGAGUGAUGGCUGUGGAUCGUUACGUGGCUGUCUGCAACCCUCUGAGGUACAAUGUCAUCAUGAACAGUCAAACCUGCAACUCUGCGGUAAUUGUGUCUUGGGUGUUUGGGUUCCUUUAUCAAAUCUGGCCAGUUUACGCCACAUUUCACCUCACCUACUGCAAAUCAAAUGUGGUGGACAAUUUCUUCUGCGACCGUGGGCAGUUGCUCAAAUUGUCCUGCGAUAACACUAUUUUUAUAGAGUUUAUCCUCUUUUUAAUGGCCAUUUUCGUUCUUUUUGGUUCUCUGAUCCCUACAAUUGUCUCCUACACCUAUAUCAUCUCCACCAUCCUCAAGAUUCCCUCAGCCUCUGGCCAGAGGAAAGCGUUUUCUACAUGCGCCUCCCACUUCACCUUCGUUGUGAUUGGCUAUGGCUGCUGCUUGUUCCUGUACGUGAAGCCCAAGCAGACGCAGGCAGCCGAUUACAACAGGACAGUUUCCUUGAUGAUUUCCAUCGUAACUCCCUUCCUCAACCCGUUCAUCUUCACACUCCGUAACGACAAAGUCUUAGAAGCCCUUCGAGAUGGAGUGAAACGCUGCUACCAGCUAUUCAAGAGCUAGCCCUAGACGUUUACAUCACCAAACACAUACCAAGAUCGCUAGGACAAUAUGAGAAGACCAUCUCUGAGCUGCAUCAU
Mesocricetus auratus (golden hamster) is the source of this 1022-nucleotide messenger RNA. RefSeq names its product olfactory receptor 9A4. The coding region runs from base 1 to 945 and encodes 314 amino acids. NCBI's taxonomy places the organism in Eukaryota, Metazoa, Chordata, Mammalia, Rodentia, Cricetidae. Gene Ontology annotation, molecular function: G protein-coupled receptor activity; olfactory receptor activity. The record is from RefSeq and is a predicted model, not a curated record. Gene Ontology annotation, biological process: G protein-coupled receptor signaling pathway. Gene Ontology annotation, cellular component: membrane. The transcript has a single exon.